AUGUUCUCCUUCCGGGAGGCCUUGGCAGAAGACCAAUUUCCAACUGUGUGCCCAAGUGGCGAGAAUGAGAUCGAUCCCAGUGAUGGUUGGGACCUGGAUUUCUGCGUGGAGGAAGCGGUGCGGCCUGAGCUGCGACUGUACUGCGGAACACGCCCUGACGUGACGCUGAGCUGUAACGGUGGUCGCAAGCUCCUCGCCCAUCGGCGUGUCCUCUCAGAGGUCAGCUACUUCGAAUCGCUGUUUGAAGGCAACUUCGCAGAACGUGGAACUGACCUCGUGCAGGUGGAAGAGGACUUGGAGAUUUUCUUGGAAGUCAUUCGUUGGAUCUACUGCCGCAGCGCAACCAGUGACAAGGACAUGGCAUUGGAUCUGCUACGCUUGGCAGAGUUUUAUGGCAUUGAUGGCCUGAUAGAUCAUGCAGCUCGUGUGCUUGCAUCACCAGCUGUGGGUGUUGAUGACACGGUUUCGGAGCCAGACUCAGGGCCUGGCGCUGACGGACAGGACACUGCCGGGCUGCCGCGGACAAAAGCUCUUCGAUUCGGCGACUGA
Symbiodinium necroappetens is the source of this 549-nucleotide messenger RNA. The record is from the annotation of a GenBank genome assembly. NCBI's taxonomy places the organism in Eukaryota, Dinophyceae, Suessiales, Symbiodiniaceae.